Molecule: messenger RNA, 665 nt
Organism: Amoebophrya sp. A25
Lineage: Eukaryota; Dinophyceae; Syndiniales; Amoebophryaceae
Source: the annotation of a GenBank genome assembly
AUGACGCGAGGAUCGUAUGUGUCAUUGACCGGACAGCUACGUACACAACACACCAGGGAAUUUUGGAUAUUCGUUAUAGCCAUGAAAAAAAUCCCGACAUCAUCGGAAAUUUUUCUUCACAGCAUGCGCUGCAUAGAGCACAAGAAAGAUGUUGCUAAGCGGGUAGCAGAAUACAACGCGAAAAUUGCAGUUGGAGGCAUGAGCAACUCUGGUACGCAAGGAGGUAAUCCAGAUCCAGCAGGCGUCCAUCCAGCCCUUGCUCAACAUCGAUCAUGGUCAAAUCGGGGGUGGACAGGUUAGUAUGGGCGUACAACAGCUUAAUGUAAUGAGUAUGAUGCCACAGCCUCCACAAGGAGGACCAUGAGCAUGAAGAGCACAAAUUAGAAGGCAGCUCGGCAUGGCCACAGCAACAAGGUCAUAUGACACUUUUACUCCUUUUUUGCUGAAGCGCACUACAACGUUUAAACGGACGAGCAUUAGGAUCGCUGAGAAAUAUGCUUCAUUCCCCUAGGCCCGCCACAGACCACUAGAUGAUACGGACAUGAUCAUCCAUCGAUCCCGCUGCCCCUGUCUUUGAUUUGCUUCUGGAUAAAAAUCACACUCACGACGUGGCAUAUCCUUUUGCUUUCCUGCUGUGAUGGUCGUCACUCAUCCCAGCAGUUGUC